Molecule: messenger RNA, 927 nt
Organism: Triticum dicoccoides
Lineage: Eukaryota; Viridiplantae; Streptophyta; Magnoliopsida; Poales; Poaceae
Product: vegetative cell wall protein gp1-like
Exons: 3
Coding region: 1-693 (230 amino acids)
Source: RefSeq, a predicted model, not a curated record
AUGGCGCCAUCCAAGCCCGCCGCCGCCCUGCUCCUCGCCUUGGCCGUCCUGCUCGCGGCCGCGCAGCCGUCUUCCGCCAUCAGAGUCAAGCCCGCGUGCGCCCCGAUUGUUAAGCCAUCGCCACCUCCCCCCGCAGCUUCCCCACCGCCGCCGCCGACCCCGGUGAUCAGCAACCCACCCCCAUCUGUCCCGUCUGUCCCAGCUUCCCCGCCGCCACCGAGCCCAGUGAUCAGCAACCCACCGCCAUCCGUCCCUGCUUCACCGCCGCCGCCGAGCCCAGUGAUCAGCAACCCAACCCCAUCCGUCCCUGCUUCUCCACCGCCGGCCACCCCACCACCAGCCCCGGCCUCGCCCGCUACCCCGCCGUCCCAGCCCACGGAGUGCCUGACGCCGUUGAUGGGACUGACGCCAUGCAUGGGCUACCUGACCAACACCAGCGUGGCGACGCCCCCGGCCGCGUGCUGCGGCGCCUUCAAGUCCCUGGUGGACAACGCCCCCAUCUGCCUCUGCCACGGCCUGAACGGCGACAUCAACAAGAUCAUGCCCGCCCCCAUGGACUUCAUGCGCAUGAUGUCCCUCCCGGGAAACUGCGCCGUCCCGCUGCCAAUGCAGACGCUUGCACAGUGCGCCACGGCGCCGGUGCCACCACUGGACCCUCCUACCGCUCCAGCAGCCCCAUCUCCAAAGCCAUGACUGUAGAAGCAAGAUGAUCCAUCGAUAUGAAGUCCGAUCAAGAUGAUGAAUUAGUUGUCAACCACAUACUCCACUAGUUUCGAUAUAGUUAGGGAUAAGAUAUAUUUAUCUUAGGUUAGUGUUUUAUACUAUGUUGUGUGCUGGCGAUUUAGAUCUACAAAGUACCUAUUCUGUAGGAGAAUUCUUUUCUUUUCAUCACUGUAUAUAUGCGGUGAUCAAUAUUAGUCCAUACGU